AUGAUUGAGGCGGCUUCAGCGACCAUCAAUGCAAUGAUUGACGGCACGGCAGCGACGCUGCUCGUAGUGUACCCCCACGGCGUCCGGGAAAAGGACCUCAAGCCCACUUUGCUCGUUAUCAAGGAUUGGUUCAUUGUGUUCAAUAGAAACACUGGUGACAUUGAAGGAAAGCUCCCGAGUUCAACUGCAUCAUACCCUGUGGCAGUUAUAUUGGUGAUGGGAUACCUUCAUCCAUCCUCGAAUAGCCCGAACGAGCGCGUGCACAUCACAGGCCGCCUCAGUACUGCCAGCGCAUGGGCCCUCAACCCAAGGGAGAACGACAGCUGUGUGCACAUCUAUGCGAAGAACAGCGCACUCGUGGGAGGAUAUGAUAGUUGGCUCCUGAAGAAGAAGAACAAGAGCAAGCUGUCCAGCCCAAAUAUUCAGGUGAAGGUGGAGGCGGCGCUAAAUGAGCAUCGUGGGGUGCUGGGGCAGGGGGACCUGGCUUGA
Molecule: messenger RNA, 489 nt
Organism: Laetiporus sulphureus 93-53
Lineage: Eukaryota; Fungi; Basidiomycota; Agaricomycetes; Polyporales; Laetiporaceae
Exons: 3
Coding region: 1-489 (162 amino acids)
Source: RefSeq, a predicted model, not a curated record